Messenger RNA from Protomyces lactucae-debilis, 1104 nucleotides. RefSeq lists its product as uncharacterized. The record is from RefSeq and is a predicted model, not a curated record. The transcript has a single exon. The coding region runs from base 1 to 1104 and encodes 367 amino acids. Lineage: Eukaryota; Fungi; Ascomycota; Taphrinomycetes; Taphrinales; Protomycetaceae.
AUGACCUUGCACACUACACCUGGCGGGACCAUGCUAGGUAGGGCAAGGGCAGUCUCGCGGACGACAGACGAGCACCAUCUUCAGCUCCUGCAACAUGGCUCAGUGAUGACAGCAGCGUUUCUCGGCAUUACGUGCACGGAUGGAUGUAUCGGCUUGCAUGAGUAUGUGCUUUCGCAGCAGGUGUACCAAGGCGCAUUCUUGUUGGAGACCCUCAUGAUGUUCUUUGGCUUUGAUGCUGAAGACGCUCUGAGGCAUAUCAAGUUCAAGAUGCAACGGGACCCUGAUGACCUGCACUGGUACAUGAGUGCAAUGCUGAGAGUCCACUGCCCGCUGUUAUGUUGGUUGAUUGUGCAGCUAGGAGUAAGCUCCAGUGAUUUGCGAGCUUGGACCAUGUCGCCGGAGGACACCCAACGCUACAUCUUGGCAUCUCCCGGUUGCGCAGCAGCCUUUGCGCUGUUUGCCUUGUACGGUGAUGGUUCCAUUGACGCGGAUGGCCGGCUGACUUGGUACUCUGCUAACCUUGAGGAGUUGAUGGUGAUUCAUUCUGCGCUUGAGUUGAUGGUCCCAGGUCUUCAUGUGCGGCAGCCACGACUGAGACCUCAGCGUGCGGCACAUCAUCGAACGGAGUGGAUUCUGUCUCUGCAGAAUCGCGCAGCUGUUACUAGAAUGCAGCAAGUAGGUGCAAACCUGCCACGCCAUUCGAAGUACGUGCAGAUAUGCAGAAUGCUUAGUCUCGACGAUCCAAGGCCAUGGAUUACAGAUCCCCCUGACGACGAUGAGACUGAUGACGGCGACUCUGGAUCUUCUUCUUCUUCUGAUGACGGCGACCCUGAUGACGACGUGCAGCCGAUUGCUGCUGCUGCAGUUGUUGGUGUUGAUGACAACGUUGUUGAUGAUGGUGACGAGGUGGAAGAAGAGGGCCCAGAUCAAGAAGCCAGACAGCUUGAGGAGCUCAACCUGCGCAUCUUGGGUGAGCUAGGUCAAGCGGAGGAGGGUCCUGGCCUCACUUGUCCUUUUGCUGGGUCGUGCACUGCGUCAUGGCGCAUCGAUCAACGUGCUGCGGCAGUCAAGCAUGUGAGGAACAUCCAACGCAGACACGACUAG